Messenger RNA from Colletotrichum siamense, 759 nucleotides. RefSeq lists its product as uncharacterized. The coding region runs from base 1 to 759 and encodes 252 amino acids. The transcript has 3 exons. The record is from RefSeq and is a predicted model, not a curated record. NCBI's taxonomy places the organism in Eukaryota, Fungi, Ascomycota, Sordariomycetes, Glomerellales, Glomerellaceae.
AUGUUCGCCUUCGACCGGAACAAGGCGACCCCGAAAAUGUUCACCGAGACCGCCGUUUGCAUUAUGCACCCGGAACUGCUUGACACCUCGGCCGAGGAGAUACUCUCCACAUCCUCACCAUUGUUGCUGUCGAUCAAUGUUCUGGCCUACUCCGAUUGCCUGGACGAUGCUGAAAGUUUGCUGAGCGCUUGGAAUUCAGUGCCAGCUGACCUUCAGAAAGCUAUUAUCGAAGUCCAGCCUACCAAUCAUACGGCCUGGGACGACUUCUUUCACCUGCAGCGUCAGAUCAACCCCGACAAUCCCGAACAGAAAUGGGGUAUACAUAGUAUUCUCAAUGAUCCAUCGGUGUCUGUUUCAGAGCUGGUCAGGGCCAUCAAACCUGCAAUGUGCGACCUACCCACCAAGUCCUCGUUUGGUUGCAUUUAUAUGUGCGACACUUUGACUCCGGACGAAAACGACGCCGUCUUCAGUCUGCCGCAGCAGUACUACAUCUCAACCUUCAGUGGCUGGAAGGAUUCGGCACUGGUGCCAAAAGUCCGCGACACGAUGAGGAGAACGUACGAGAUAGCCUCCACAGUUGCUUGCGGCAUGUACAUAGCCGACUACGAUCAAUCACCUGGGUCGCUUCAUUCUCCAAAGAUCAGAGUUUGGACCGACUCGGCCCGUGAACGAUUCACGAAAAUUCGACAGCGGUGGGAUCCUGAUGGGUUGUUUCGAGGGUACAGAGCAUUCGAACCUGAGGAUCAUGCCAUCAAAUGA